AUGCCGGGAGACCUGCGAUGGAAAAAUCCUCAUCUGAUUUAUCUGUGUACUUCUAAUGACGUGGAGAGACCCACCGUCCAGGAGCUGUUCUCCGUGGCUCGGGAUGCCAGCAUCGUCCCAGACAUCUCCUUGGAUCCUGUCCUCACCUCCUUCCUGUCUCUGGAUUCCUCCGCAGCCCUUCAGCAUCAGUACGCCUCCUUACAGCGAGGCUUUAGUGGCGAGCAGCAGGCGGCGUUCGGCCUCCGUCUGACCGGAGAGUUAGGAGGCAGCAGAGUCUCCUAUGGGGGGGUCGGGGUCGUUGCCUUGGCUCUGUCCCUGCUUUUUGACCAGGUCGCCCAACAGGUCAGAGCCCAUGGAUCAGCAGACGGAGAGGCUUCAGCUCAAAGGUCCCAGGUUAAAAACAUUUUAGGCAUUAGCAGAUCUUCGAGGAUUGGCUGGAUCAUCCACAGCUUCCUGAACCUGGUCCCUGGUGUCACCAACGACCAGGAGAAGAUGGCCGAGACGACAGAGCACCACGACAACUGGCUGAAGCUGGAGCUGAUCGACCAUUACGAGAGGAUGACCAAGAAGAAGAGGAUGAGUUCAGCGUCGAUGCAGCAGUGGCUGGCAGGAGCUGCGGUUCAUCUGCACAUGAGGAUUCACCAGGUCCGUCUUCACUCUGUUCCUUUGGGAUCAGCAGAGUCGCUGCGUUUCUCCUAUAAGUCGGCGUUGAGUCACCUGGUGCAAGGAUACACAUCCUAUCUGCACAGAAACAUCCAGGAGACUCCAGCAUCCAGGAAACCCAGAGCAAGGAUAGUCAGUCGACCAGAAAAUAUAAAUAUCAGCUGCUCAAGUAAUCACAUUUCUAAUAAUAGCCUGGUUAACUUUAAUGACACUGGCACACCCAAUAUCACUGCAGGAAACCGCAGACGUUGUAAAGCAAACACACCUAGUGGAGACUUUGGAUCUAAGGUGACAAACAGAAGCAAGGUGACUGUUGGAGUGAACAGAGAGACACUCAAUGAUUCGAUUGGAUACGAGGACGUUCAGGGUCUGUUAGUUAUUGAGCCGUGGAGGAAUGUGAGUCACGAUGUGCAGCAUCACCCCUGUAAGUCUCCGGCCAUUCAACAAGCUCUGGUGACGCGUAUAAUAAACGCUCAGGACCUCGAGAGGAACAGAAACUUCUUCCUGUACCAAGAGAAGGUUCUCCUCAGCUUUCUCAGGCAGAGUGACGACUUCGAGCUGAAGACAAAUUAGACAGAAUUAGAAAGCAAUUAAGCACAUUUAGUAUAUUACAGUACUUAGUGGAGUAGAAGCACAAAGUAGCAUAACAUGGAAAUACUAGUAAAGUACAAGUAUCUCAACAUUUUGCUUAAGUAGCCUCCAGUACUUACGUAAAUGUACUUAGGGUACAACUGGGUUUUGAUAAUCAAAAUGUUGUGUAUGGGAAAAGUUUGACAUGUUGGGAAAUGGACUUAUUGAAUACAUUUCAGACAGUUGGAUGUGAAGAAUAAUUUGGCAUCUCUAAAGUUCAAUAAUGAACACGUUACAUGUGGUUUGUUGUAUUUGUCUAUUUUCCAUGUCCAACUGUUUUCUUUCUUCUUCAUACGGAAAUAUAAGGAAUACAAUAAGUAACAUAAAAGAAGAAGAAAAAGAGUAAAACAAUGAUUUUUAGCAGGAAAAAAAACAAGUAUUUAAAUCACAUUUUUGGAAGCACAAUCAAAUUUCAAUUGAAAUAUGUUUUUAAGGAAUUGUACAUACUUUAGUUCUGGUGUCUUUCUGAUCUGAUUGUCAGUCUUUGUAUUGUAGUUUCGUUUCAUGCUUAAGUGUUGGUUGCAUUUCUGGCUAUUUGCAUGAAUGGAAAUAAACAAAUUCAUGAAAAGGUUA
Messenger RNA from Trematomus bernacchii (emerald rockcod), 1866 nucleotides. RefSeq lists its product as uncharacterized. The coding region runs from base 1 to 1236 and encodes 411 amino acids. The transcript has 5 exons. Lineage: Eukaryota; Metazoa; Chordata; Actinopteri; Perciformes; Nototheniidae. The record is from RefSeq and is a predicted model, not a curated record.